AUGGGAGAUCGAUCGAGCCAUCACGGGAAUUUACUUUGGUCAGCCAUUGUAAUCGGUUCAAUUAUCGUUCUCUACUCGACAACGGAAAACGGCCUCACAAAGCACGUCGAUGUGAGCGUUUUGGGGAAAACUGAAGAUGGACGACCAUGGAUCUACCGGAAACCAGGCCGCCAACAUGACUACAGUGUGUAUGAAAUGUGCUCAACGAAUGAUCGAUUCGAAAUCGUCAAAAAUGGAUUCUGCAGGGAUCAAGUGGCGCUCGUGCGCUUCAAGAAUAGCGUCAAUUUGACGGGUUGGAGCUUCUUGGAGAUCGAGACAAAUGAUGGCCAUUCACCAUUGGAACAAGCUUACGCAGCCGGCUAUUUGGAGGGAGCUCUCACCCGAAAACUCAUUCAACACCAGCUCCACAACGUGGUCGCAAACUAUUGCACCGGCAAAGAGGCGUAUUGCGAUAAAUUGAAGAAUUUCAUCAAAGAGAACCACAUCUGGACGAAGAAAUUCCUCAAUCGAGCUCCCACCAAGGACCCCUACUAUUCAGCGAUACAUCGAACCUAUUACCAAUUGCAAGGACUCAUUGAUGCUUAUGAGAAGCGACCCGCUCAGGCGAGAGCCACCUUUGAAUAUCAUCCAAUUGUUUUCCUCAAUUGGAUGGGCGAAUUCUACGAUCUCGAGGUGAAAUUCAACAAAACGCGAGCUGGUACCGAGAUCCCCGAAAAGUGCUCGGCUUUAGUGAAACUUGCUCCAAACAAUCGCGACCUCUUCUUCUCCCAUGUCACCAUGUUUGCCUAUCAUCAAAUGUUACGGGUGAUCAAGCUGUACAAAUUUGGAUACGAUAAGAAAGCUUAUCCGGGUCAUACGAUCUCGUUUACAAGUUAUCCAGGACUACUCAGCUCGCAGGAUGACUUUCAUAUCACAUCGGCGAAACUCGCUAUCAUGGAAACGACAAUCGGAGUCUAUGAUCCAUCAAAAAUGAUCCACACGCAGUCACAAGAACAGUUACCAAGUUGGAUUCGCUCGAUGACGGCUAGUUUGUUGGCAGACACGGCGCUCGGAUGGGUAGAGACUUUCCUUAAGUAUCAUAUGGGUACCUACAAUAAUCAAUGGAUGAUCAUCGACUAUAAACUCUUCACGCCCGGUCAACCGCUUAAAGAUCACACUUUCUACGUCCUCGAAACGAUGCCUGGCUACUUUGUGUAUCGGGAUAAAACGCGAGAGUUGCAAGAGCGAACCUAUCAUCCAUCAUACAAUCUACCCCAUUAUCCCGAGAUUAUCGAGUACUCGGCAUUGGAGAGAUUUGCCAAAACUUACGAUAAACCAAAUGGCAGCGGAAUCGGCGGAGAUUACUAUCGAUCGGGGAAAUCUCCUAGAGCGAAAAUCUUCGCUCGUGAUCACGCAAAUGUCGUCGAUUUCGAGUCGUUUACCAAAUUGAUGAGAAAAAUCGACUUCAAAAACGAUGAGCUCUCCCGGUGCGAAUGUGAUCCACCGUACAGCGGAGAGGCAGCCAUUGCAGCGAGAGGGGAUCUCAACGACCCAAACGGAAAGUAUGAGUUCCCGGCAAUCGGACACCGGAAUCACGGAGCUCUAGAUUUCAAGGGAGUCAACCACGAGCGAAUGACCGAUUUCUCAUUCCGGGCAUGGGGCGCACCGGCUUGGGAUCUCCCCAAUGGAAUCCCUCCAUUCCAAUGGACUCAAUUCGAGAGUCAUUCACAAAUUCGAGUCUCCCAUCGCGGUCAUCCCGAUCUUUUCGAUUUCGAUUUCGUCGAGGUCGAAUGGGAGGCGAAAAUC
Mesorhabditis belari is the source of this 1785-nucleotide messenger RNA. Lineage: Eukaryota; Metazoa; Nematoda; Chromadorea; Rhabditida; Rhabditidae. The record is from the annotation of a GenBank genome assembly.